Molecule: messenger RNA, 901 nt
Organism: Eptesicus fuscus (big brown bat)
Lineage: Eukaryota; Metazoa; Chordata; Mammalia; Chiroptera; Vespertilionidae
Gene: CLDN6
Product: claudin 6
Exons: 2
Coding region: 42-707 (221 amino acids)
Biological process (GO): cell adhesion; bicellular tight junction assembly
Cellular component (GO): plasma membrane; bicellular tight junction
Molecular function (GO): structural molecule activity
Source: RefSeq, a predicted model, not a curated record
GCAUUGAGAAUGUGGCCGCUCCUUUCAACCUCAACCUCAUCAUGGCCUCCGCUGGUCUGCAAAUCCUGGGGAUCGUCCUGACGUUGCUUGGCUGGGUGAAUGCUCUCGUGUCCUGCGCCCUGCCGCUGUGGAAGGUGACCGCCUUCAUCGGCAACAGCAUUGUGGUGGCCCAGGUGAUAUGGGAGGGGCUGUGGAUGUCCUGCGUGGUGCAGAGCACAGGCCAGAUGCAGUGCAAGGUCUACGACUCGAUGCUGGCGCUGCCCCAGGACCUGCAGGCUGCCCGAGCCCUCUGCGUCAUCACCCUCCUCAUCACCCUGGUGGGUCUGCUGGUCUACCUCGGUGGGGCCAAGUGCACCACCUGUGUGGAGGACACGGACUCCAAGGCCCGCCUGGUGCUCACCUCUGGGAUCAUCUUUGUCAUCUCAGGGGUCCUGACCCUAAUCCCCAUCUGCUGGACGGCCCACGCCAUCAUCCAGGACUUCUACAACCCCCUCGUGGCAGAGCCCCAAAAGCGGGAGCUGGGGGCCUCCCUCUACCUGGGCUGGGCGGCUUCUGGUCUUUUGUUGCUGGGUGGGGGGCUCCUGUGCUACACCUGCCCCUCUGGGGGGUCCCGGGGCUCCAGCCAUUACCUGGCCCGAUACUCAGCGUCUGCCCCACGAGCCAUCUCUCAAGGGCCCUCUGAAUACCCCACCAAGAAUUACGUCUGAUGGGUAGGAGGAUGGGGGCUCCCUUGACCACGGAGCUUAACCCCUGAGCUGGAGUCGUCAGAAUGCAUGACAGUUUCUGGGUUGCUUGUAUCUUGUUUUUCCUUUUUAUUGGGCAAGGGGGUAUUUUUCCUUUGAGCCAUUUGUUAAGCACCAAACCAAGAGGAAAUUCAGUCUCUCACCUGGGCUCUGCUGCU